AUGGACAAGUCCACCUCACUUGGUUUGCCCAAAGGGCAAAGGGGUCCAGUGCGCUAUGGGCCGCGGCCGCGGGGGGCGCUGCGAGAACUGCUGUUAAAGCCCUGUCGCGGGCGCGCGCUCUCAGAGGGAUCCCGGCCGCUGCCGGCGCCGCUGUCUCCCGCUGCCGGGCCAAGCCUCGUCCGACGGCCCCGUCCGGGAUCCAGGCUUCACGAGUCGCUCUCGGCGCACUAUCCACCCGCCCCGGGCUCUGAACCUCGGACGUGCACCUGGGAGCGCGAAGGGGGGUCCAGGCCCGGCGGCGACAUGGGGAAAUUUCAGUCCAAGCACGCCGCAGCAGCCUGCAAGCGGAGAGAGAGCCCCGAAGGGGACAGCUUCGUGGUGUCUGCGUAUGCGAGCGGCCGCAAAGGCGCGGAAGAGACCGACCGGCGCGCAGGCGGUGGCGUGGAACAUCGCGCACGGGACAAGCAGGAGCUGCCCAAUGGGGACCCUAAGGAGGGGCCUUUCUGGGAAGACAAGGGCUCCCUAGAAGUUGUGCUGCCCCCUGAGAAAUCUGAGGGCCAUGAGGGUCAGGGGCAGCUCUUCAGCAUGGACGACGGGGAGAGGGCAGCAGGCCACGAGGGCCCACUAAGAGCCAGCAAGAAGCACUUGAACAUUGAUGCCCUCCAGUGUGAUGUCUCAGUGGAGGAAGACAACCGCCAAGAGUGGACUUUCACACUGUAUGACUUUGACAACAGUGGGAAAGUCACCAGAGAGGACAUGUCCAGUCUGAUGCACACCAUCUAUGAGGUUGUUGACGCCUCUGUCAAUCACUCCUCGGGCAGCAGCAAGACCCUCCGAGUGAAGCUAACAGUCAGCCCUGAGCCUUCCAGCAAGAGGAAGGAAUGUCCUCCCCCUGGCCAAGACCGGGAGUCCACUCGUGGCAGAACAGAGAGUGAGCUCACAGAGGACCCCCGAGUGGCUGACCGAAGGCUGUCUACCUACAGCAGGAAGCCCAAUGCUGAUUCCCAGACCUGCUCUAUGCGAGUACCCUACUGUGUGGAUGAGAACACAGAGCGCAGAAACCACUACCUAGACCUUGCUGGCAUCGAGAACUACACAUCUAAGUUUGGUCCUGGGUCACCACCUGAGCAGGCCAGGCAAGAACAUCAUGGCAGGGCCACACACAUUCCAAGCAGGUCCCGAUCACAGGAGUCGGACGCCCAUGCUAUACACCACCGCAGGUCCCAGGUCCUGGCUGACCAUGUCGUACCAACUAAUGAGCCUGCUGUCCGGGCCCUGGCUGCGCAGCCCCGGCUCAAGGGGCAGGAGAAGCAGUUCCUCAGGUCUCCCAAGGGCCCAGGAAAACCUCUUGGGGCACCAGGCAGCAGCAAACCAGGGAAAACGCUCAACUAUUGCCUGCAGGCCGUCCCACUGCCCCAGGGUGCUCAGGACGGCCACCACCUUCCGCAGCCCCCACCACAGCCCCCACCACAGCCCUAUGGUCACAAGCGGUACCGGCAGAAGGGCAGAGAAGGCCACUCACCACUCAAGGGACAUGGCCAGCCUACUAUGGUGGAGCAUGAAGUGGUACGGGACCUGCCUCCCAUGCUAGGGCCCGAGGGCUACAUGGUGCCUGUGAUCCAGAGGCAUGAACACCAUCACCACCAUGAGCACCACCACCACCACCACCACCACCACUUCCACCCAUCCUAGCACCCAAAUAAGUACUCUGCUCACAUGCCCUCGGGGACACAAAGCAGGUGCUGGCAUGUGCCCAGUACAGAGUACAGCAUUCCCUGGCCCAACACCCAGCUGCAGAUGUCAAGUGGACACCAGGGAGAUGGCACCAGGCUGGAUAUUCAUGGACAAAG
This is a messenger RNA of Peromyscus eremicus (cactus mouse), 1850 nucleotides long. It is a transcript of the gene Nkd2, whose product is annotated as NKD inhibitor of WNT signaling pathway 2. Bases 1 to 1692 code for a protein of 563 amino acids. The record is from RefSeq and is a predicted model, not a curated record. Gene Ontology annotation, molecular function: calcium ion binding. Gene Ontology annotation, biological process: negative regulation of Wnt signaling pathway. NCBI's taxonomy places the organism in Eukaryota, Metazoa, Chordata, Mammalia, Rodentia, Cricetidae. Gene Ontology annotation, cellular component: cytoplasm. The transcript is spliced from 11 exons.